Messenger RNA from Odobenus rosmarus divergens (Pacific walrus), 957 nucleotides. It is a transcript of the gene CD82, whose product is annotated as CD82 molecule. The transcript is spliced from 9 exons. Lineage: Eukaryota; Metazoa; Chordata; Mammalia; Carnivora; Odobenidae. Gene Ontology annotation, cellular component: membrane. The record is from RefSeq and is a predicted model, not a curated record. The coding region runs from base 184 to 957 and encodes 257 amino acids.
CUGAGCCCAGGGCUGCGCAUUCGGACGCUGACGGGCGCGAGCGGGCGACGCCGGGCUUGCAGCGCCGAGCAGAAAGCAAAGCCAGCAGGGCAUCUUCUAGGACCCCUGAUCUGAGGAGCCGCUCCCAAAAACGCUGCUCUGAUCCCAGCCCAUCAUUGGACAGGGAGCUCCAGGACCGGCAGGAUGGGGUCAGCCUGUAUCAAAGUCACCAAAUACUUUCUCUUCCUCUUCAACUUGCUCUUCUUUAUCCUAGGCGCGGUGAUCCUGGGUUUCGGGGUGUGGAUCCUGGCUGACAAGAGCAGUUUCAUCUCUGUGCUACAGACCUCCUCCAGCUCGCUCAAGGUGGGGGCCUGCGUCUUCGUCGGAGUGGGAGCUGUCACCAUGUUCAUGGGCUUCCUGGGCUGCAUUGGUGCCAUCAAGGAGGUCCGCUGCCUUCUGGGGCUGUACUUUGCCUUCCUCCUCCUGAUCCUCAUCGUCCAGGUGGCCGCGGGAGCCCUCUUCUAUUUCAACAUGGGCAAGCUAAAGCAGGAGAUGGGCAACAUCGUGACCGAGCUCAUUCAGAACUACAAGGACGGGCAUGAGGACAGACUGCAGGAGGCCUGGGACUACGUGCAGGCUCAGGUGAAGUGCUGCGGCUGGGUCAGCUUCUACAACUGGACGGACAAUGCGGAGCUCAGGCACCGCACCAACAUCACCUACCCCUGCUCCUGCGAGGACCGGAAGGAGGCGGACGAGGGCUUCCCGGUGAGGAGGGGCUUCUGUGAGGCCUCGGACGGCAACAGCACCGACAGCGGCAACGACCCCGCGUCCUGGCCCGUGUACCGGGAGGUGCGUGGAAGGCUGUGGGGCCGGGCUGGGCCUGGGGCUCUCCGGGUUCGGCUCCUGGGCAUGCUCCUGUCCAUCUGCUUGUGCCGGCACGUCCAUUCUGAAGACUACAGCAAGGUCCCCAAGUACUGA